UAAGUAAUCAACCGAAAUGAUUGCUUUAGAAACUGAACAAUCCAUCCCAAGUGAAGAGCGGAUGCCUAAACCGGAACCUACUUCAUCCCAUCCACAAAGAACUUUAACACGGUCGAGUGCUGUCAGCCAAAAAUCCGUCGAAAUAAUGGUUCACCCGGAAGGCUCGAAUAAUCCACUGCACAGAUCUAAAUUAGCUCCAACUAGGUCUUCCUCUGAGACGCAAUCUUCUGGCAAGAAGAUGCUGAAUUUGAGAAAAACUAAAAACUCAUCAAUAGAAUCGACAAUGAGUCUACCAAAUCAAAAGUCUUUGGAGAAGAAGCACGGUGGCCUGAGACAUCAGAAGGCUGUCGUUGUGCAGGCUCAUUCCGACAUAACUUUAAGCACUCAGCCUUCGAUGUCGGACGACAGGAAGGCGCUGAGGGAAGCAUUGUACCAGGGUAUCUUUCACAGGCACAGGAGGACGAUCUUCGCGGUAGGUUCGUUUCUUAGGAUGCUGAGGAGCAAAACGUCCAACUAUGAUUCUAUAAGGUCGGACUCCGAUGAGAUAUAGCACCCGUAGAUCGUCUAAGUGUAUUUUUAGUAAAAAAAAUGGUGCCACAGACUGAUUGUGCUUUGUAAGGAGAGAAAAUAUGUUAUUAGUUUUUAAGAAAAGUUUGUUUGUACUAAAAUGUUCCUAAUUAGUUGUGACUGAGUUUUCGUUGACCCCGCUUGGAGGAGCAGUAUACGUAUAAUGGUUGUUAUUGCGUGUUGGAGCGCUGUUGGCCGGCGGACCGACAUUGGUUUCAUGAUGUGAACAUUUGAGGUGAAUUUUAUUAAAUUCUCGUUACUGUCGACGCGGAGUCAUAUUGAUUUUGAAUAUCGGUAAACAUUUCAACGUCUCAUAUUUACGAACCUCGUCCAUUAUGUUGUCAAUGUAGAUUGUCACAUUAAUUUACCCUAAUCAAAUGAAUUGGACGUUAAAUAGUUUGCUGAAAUUACGUCUCAACUUUGUGUAAACAGUUUUAUUAAGAACGCAAUCUCUAAUAAGACAAGACAAAAACAUACUUUUAUUACCAAGUUAUCUAAUAAAAUAUACCUAUCAACUUCAAUAUCGAUAGCCGAAAUAAAAUCAAAAUAAAAGAAAGUGUAUGGUAAUGAAUAGUUGACAAGGUAUAGGAUCGCGUGACGCUCUGAUCAAGGGCGCUCACCGACGAUCACCUUGACUUUUUUCAGACGCAUAAAUUAUAUGAAAAUGAUUUUUUUCGUACACAAUAUGCCGUGAAAGUUCGCGUCGAUAGCUAACAAUGGAUUUUAUGACACUAUAAACUUCACAAGGGGCAAAAAUAAUGGUUUAAUACGAUAAAAAUGACGGGGUUUGUGACAUUAGCGUUGUUAAUUUAUGAAUGUUAAGCUGUGAACUUUUUAACAACAACAACUUCAGGAAGUUUAAUAUUACAAAGAAAAAUGAAGGAAUAUAUUUUUAAUCGAUGAGUUGUGUUUCAAAAAUAAGAAGAAGAAUGCACAAAAACAAAGCGUAGGUGACGAGAAAUUUAUCUGAAAAUGUAAUGGAUGAUUCAUUUCAUAUAAUGGUAAAUGUAAAGCUAUUCACCUUUUUAUUUAUAAAGGCGUCUUAUUGAUAUCUAAAAUCCACCAUUCCCAUGAUACGACGAUCAAAAACACAUUAAUUUUACGAUACAGAAUCGAUGCAAUAAAAGUAUUCAAGAUUUAUUCCAGUCUUUUAUUAUUCUAACAUGAAUAUCGUUUGUCGAAACCAAUGUUGCUUCACGGUCAAAAUGUUAUAAUAAGUAAUGUGUACCAAUUUUAAAGAAAUAUUUCAUUGAUGUUCUUAUACAGUUUUUCUUCUUUAGGUUACUGUGUAUCGAGUUCAUGUAGUAUCAUUUAUCACAAUGUACUAUGGCUGACAGUUUCCCUGAAACGCAUCCUCAUAUUAUUAUGGUUUCAGACCAAAAUUCUAUUAAAUCCUUUCACAUUGUCUUUAGCCACAUGUGAUCACUCCAAGAUCACAGUUAAUCGUAUCUUCACCAAACAUCGUGAUAAGUGAUACCAUACAGUUAUAUAACUAAAGUUAUUCUUUUCCUUGUAUAUUUUUUUGCUAUAUAUCAUCAGAUCAAUGGAUAGACCGAUGUAUAAUAAGUUUAAUGAUCCGCUAAUGGAAGUUUAAUUGUUCGAGGUCUAAGUUUGAUUGUCAGACGUCACUGCGUGACAUGGUCUGAACACCAAUUUGCUCCGAUGUAGUUGAUAAGCAAGCUGUUAAUUGUUCGAACCCAUUACAGACUAGGAAAAUACAUUUGCUGUUAUACCCAAAUAUUUUUUUAUUUUUGAAUACUUAUUCAAGUUCGAAUAUUUAUUUAACAAUUUGAAUAAACAUAUGUGAAUAUAUUUUGUUAAUGUUUCAUUUAUUUCCAUCUAAAAUAUUUCUUUAAAAUAAAGUAAUGCUUCAAUCGAAUAGAGAGCUUAGUAGAUGAAAAAUUCCAUACAUAAAUACAUUACUUAGAAUUGUAUGUUUAUUUUGCAAUGGUUGUUAGUGAUAUUAUAAUAUAUUAUGUAGAAAAUUAGUGGCGAAACAAUGGAUUGUUGAGACACAUUUUUGGAACAUUUUAUGCACUUUUUAUAUAUUUGUACAUCCGAAAUUUUGUACAACGUGUUGUUGUGAAGUAGGAGAAUUAUUAAAUAUAUAAGUUUAUCGAUGGGUUCAGGUCUUAUAUUCAAUUCAAUGCAUUUAUCUGAUUUAUAAAUCACUUCUCGAAAUAAAAGCAGGUGCAGAUGUAUUUAUUUAUAGAAUUAAACUCAUUUAUAUCUACUUAUUUAUAUCGAACCACCUUCAGAGAUGAAUGUUGUUUUUGACAAAACCGUUUAAGAUAUUUUUGGAUGCUAUUUGCGGACUUCUUGAAUAAAUACGUAAAUAUAUACUUCCUUUAACAAUGGAAAUUUAUUUUAUGAUAAUAAUAAUUUAUUUAUUAAACGUUAUAUAUCAAUGUUCUUAUUGAAAUACAUGUUUCUUUGAUUAAAUUAUAUAUGCAUUCAGCCAGUUACUUCGAGCAAUAUGUAGGUAUCAAUAAAGCCAAGUCCCGACUUAACUUAUUUAUCCCAAAGUAAUUGUGUAUCUAUUGUAACUUGAACGGCAAGAAACUCCACUGUUGCUGAAGUUAAAAACUUCUAUCAAGAUACUAACUUAGAAACAAGUUUCAUGAAAUAACUGCUUCCAAACUUUAGUUAUUUUCAUUCCAAUAUUUGCGGAUACAAAUCUGGUUCUAACCUGAUUGUAGAAUUUUUUGUAAGUGGUAUUAUAUUGCAAGGAAUGUUGAUAGGUUUUUAGUCAAAAUUAUUGAACUACAUUUCAGAAGUGCGCAUUUUCCCGUAAAGUAUGUUUAUGUAAUAUUUGUAAGCUUAAUUUUCCAUCACUAUAUUUUUAAACGCUUUUAGUUUUACUACUCAUAAAACUUUAUGCGUAAAAUAACUACAAUUAUUUCAAAGAAAUAAUUUCAUAAGAAUCAAAUGUUUCUUUAACAAGACGGAGAUUCUAUCAAAAGGAACUUUUAUAUACAAAGUAUUGGAAAACAUAUGAGAAUGUUACCUACGAAUAUCGCGGUAUUUCAUAAGUAGCUUAAAGCCUCUAGAGAAUGCUUACACUUGCUUCAUUCUGAGGGUCUUGCCUUACACAACCCCUUUUUUAUAUACCACCCAUUGUGCUCCAUUUUAUCCGAUAUUUACCGGUAAGAACCGGUAUUGUUGGGUACGAUAGAUCCGGAUUUGACUCAAGGCUUUUCCAAAGGAGGUAUUAUGAGAAAUUCUUCAAUAUUGUACAAGGUAUUUGUUAAGCUUAUUGAGAUGUAACUUUGUGUUUGUAUUUGUUAUUUUAUUUUGAGUUAGUGGAAUGUUUAUUUUUUUAUUGUAGAUUUAUUUAUUUUUAUGAAUAAUUUAUUCUGUAAUAGUUUGAACAAAGUUUAUGAGUGUUUUAACCAGUGUAUUUUAUAUGCUAUCUAAUAGAUUAUGCCACAAAUUAUUUUUGUAUUAUAUUAUUAGAAAUGAAAGUAUAUUUUGUGUUUCGUUAAAAACCUAGCCAUCGAUAAACGUAUAUAUAAAACCCAUGAAAAAAUGAGCUUUGUAUUAAAUAAAUAGCUUUUUAUACUAGACCGAUAGUUUAAUUUUAAUAUUGUAUCGUUUUAAGAUUAUUUUCGCGCUGAUGUAAAUAUGCAGUAUACAUACCAUAUAUAUCGGACUGUGAUAGGAGAAGAACGCUAUGAUAUAUAUUAUUAUAUUAUUAGUGAUAUAUAUAAUUAUAUAUUUCUAAUAAUAAAAUAAAAAAUAAUAAGUGUGGAUAGUAGAAACUGUUAUUUUGUAGACCUGUAUGUAAUACCAAUCACAAUUUAGUUAUUUUUAUUUUUAUUCCUUCGAUGUCUAUUUUAUAUAAUUAUUAAAUGUUUGUCCUAGUUUAAAUGUUAACGUCACAUAUAAUUAUGAAUGUAAUGUUAAAUAAUUAUUAUUUGCAAUAUCAAUGUUGUUAACAAUAGUUGUUAAUAAAUAAUAAUUAAUUUAAUAAUUAGGUUUUGCAUGCACGUGCUUUGUAAAAUUGGAUAAAUUAUUGGACACGUGUUUUAGUGAAUUACUUCAAAGAAAUGUGUACAUAUGAGCCCAGUGCUUAAGAUACACUUUAUAAAUUAGAUAUUAUAUAUAAUUUCAACAUUUAUUUUAUGUUAAUUUGUUACAAUUAGAUAAGUUAGGUAGGAUAACUAAUAAUGUUAUAAAAAUGGUUUUAGUUUGUAAAUUAAAAUAUAAAUAUAAUUUUUAAAUGUAAAUGAAUGAUUUCGAUAUUAUUAUUAUUAGUUUUAUAAAUUAAUAUUGUAGUAGUACAUUCCGUGACGCAAGUUUUUUGUAGGAGAAAAAGUAAAACGUAAAUAAUUCUGUCCGAUAAUGUAAAACAGUGAAAAAAGACUGCGUUAAAGUUAUUAAAAAAGAAGAAUCGUUAGCCAAUAAACGUAUUCCGUUGUGUUCUGUAACAUUUUUCAUUAUGUAAUUACAUACUGGUAUUAUAGUUAUUGAUCUUUCAAUCU
Spodoptera litura is the source of this 5051-nucleotide messenger RNA. RefSeq lists its product as uncharacterized. The record is from RefSeq and is a predicted model, not a curated record. Lineage: Eukaryota; Metazoa; Arthropoda; Insecta; Lepidoptera; Noctuidae.